AUGUCUGGUAAAUUGGUUCCCAAACUUCGGAUAGUUAAAUGUCCGAAAUGCCGGCAACUUCUUCAAGAGCCUCAAGGAUAUGAUGUAUACAAAUGUGGUGGAUGUGGGACUGAACUUCAAGCUAAGAAACAAAGUACGGCUGUGAAGUCAGAUUCUAGUAUACAAGAAAUCGAGGCAGCUCCUGGAAACACACCAAAUCAUGUUUCUGACGGUAAACAGCGUGGCGAUAAAAAGCGCCGGUUUCCUCUCCGAAAAGAUAGCUUGAAGGCUAAGGAAACUGCUUCUUCGAGAGAAUGUCAUUUGGAUGGGAACAGUGAGUACAAUGGCGGUCAGCUAGUACCAUUCAAGUUCACAGAUGAAGAAGAACUGGAAGAUGAGUUGGAUAUCCCAAAACUGUCACUUAGAAGGCUUAGAGUGUCCAAAAAAGUGGGUUCUGUUAAAACCACUCAUUGUGAGAUUGAGGAGAUAAGUAAUGGGGAUUUUUCAUUAGAAAGACCAAAAGAGGAGUCUAUUCCUUCAUCUGAUGAAGAUGAAAAUAAUGACAAAUCAGCUCUGGAAGGGGACAUACCUAAAAUGGAAAUUGCUGAAAUUAAUUUAGGAAAGUUGUCACUAGAGGAAGCAGGUGCAGAGUUGAUUUCAAGAUCAGAUGAAGCAAAUGUCAAUAUAGAAAAGCCAGUUACAGAAGAUGCAAACGCUGAAGUGGAAAUUAUUGCAAGUGAAUUAGAAGGAGUGGUAGACUUGAAUAAUCGAAACUUGCCACCAGAGGAGCUAAACUUUCGAAUUGAUGGAGAAGAUGCUAAAAAUGAUAAAUCAGCUAUAGUUGGUGAAAAGCUUGAGGAGGAGAUUACUGGAAACAAUAUAGCAGAAGAAAAAUUAAACAAUGGAAUAUGGACACAAGAAGGAGCAGAAGGGGAUUUGAAUGUAAGUGCUUUGGAUAAAGAAGAACCUGACGAUGAAAAAUCAGCUAAAGAGGGUGCAAAAUCAGAAGUGGACACUGCAGAAGGCACUACAACAAAAAUGCCAAGCACUGAGAAUGUGGAUACCUUCAAUACCACGGAACUAAGAGGUCAUAGUUCAGAAGUUAGUAAUGUUCAUGGAAAAGAAAAACUUUCUGAAUCCCCAACCACCAGAAGCUCUAAUGCUUAUGACGGAAUCAAUGAGCAGUUCCCUAUCCAACAUCUAGAUUCUUUGAGGAACACUUACGCUGAGGCUGAAGGAAGGAUCAGAAAGGGUAAAGGUCCUGCUAAUGGUGAUUUUGGAACACAACAUCAAUCAAAUGUGCCAGAGGAAAAGAAUCAUAUGGUGAAAGACAGCAGAAGGAAUAAAAACAAAGUAUUGGACAAUACAAGUCAAGGUGAUUCCCGUUUCAUGAAAACAAAGAGAGAUCACGAGUUUCCAUCAAGAGUACCUUUUCAUCGAAAUGGUUACCAAUCACACAAUGAAAGUGGCAGGCCGUCAAAUGGAAUGCAUGAUGAGAGUUCAAGCUUUCUUUCGCGUGACCCCCGUGAGGAAACUGACCAGGAGAAGGCGAAAUUGUUGGGAAUGAUUUAUAAGUUGCAGGAUGAACUCAACAAGACACGCUAUGUGAGUGAGAAAUCAAAUGUAAGAGUGGCCACUGGUGUAUCUUACAAGGAAAAUCAUAAUUCUGUAUACAAAUACCAUAGCCAUGACCUUCGUGAAGGAAGGUUUUCUCAUGCUCUUGAUCACUUUAGGUGUAAUGGAAGAUGUCAUUGUGAAAUCAUGUCGGGUCAAAGGCAUAAAUACUCACGGAUACCUUACUCAGCUGAAGCAACAAGUUGGGCAUACCGUGUUGACCAUCCUUGUCACCAUUGUUGUUCCCAUGUCUCAGCAGAUUUGUCUCCACGUGUUCAUUUCCAACAUGAAGAUUUACACAAGUGCUGUCGAGCACACGAUUGUAGCUCUUCAGGUCCACAAUACUUCACAGCCUCUAAACUCCCAUUAUAUAGCAGUGACACAAAUUCUGAUGAUCAGAGGUAUAGGGCAACUAUGGCGAGGAAAUAUUUAAGGGAGAAACAGAACUUGGCUAAGCGACAUCGCAGGCCAGUAGCAGGUGGAGCUCCUUUUGUCACAUGUCCUAAAUGUUUUAAACUGCUUCAGCUACCUGCAGAUUUUCUUCUUUAUAAAAGGACCUGUCAUCAGCUGAAAUGUGGUGGAUGUUCAGAGGUACUCAAGUUUUCACUCAAAGACGGAACUCAUGUAGUACCUUUUUCAUCGAUUCCUAUAGAUCUUCCGUCUCGUGAGCUUCACCACGGAAGCGAGGUGAUUAAUGGCGGCAAGCUACCAUCAAAAACUCAUGUCAACCAUUACCAUCAUUCACCUGCAAAACCCAUUUCAUAUUAUGAUGAUUAUGGACUUUCUGUCUCUCAAAGCUUCUCCUCAGAAGUAGAUCCUGCUUUUCUAACCCAACAAUUUGAUACCUUGCAUAGCAGUGAAUAUGUUAACCCGGGUGUCUCUCCUAGCUCAACAUUUAAGGCAAAGAUUAUUGGUUCAAGAUAUUUUAGUACAAUCGCAGCUACAACGGAGACAGAUCAAUCAACAGAACUUUCCUCCAACAUGUCUGAACCUAGGAAAUUGUCACCAGAAAAGGAGGCAAGGCAGCCACGGAAAAGUACUCUGCAUAAACUGAUGGGUUAUUCUACACCAAGUAGAGUGAUAAAAGGGACACCAUGA
Vicia faba (fava bean) is the source of this 2691-nucleotide messenger RNA. NCBI's taxonomy places the organism in Eukaryota, Viridiplantae, Streptophyta, Magnoliopsida, Fabales, Fabaceae. The record is from the annotation of a GenBank genome assembly.